AUGAGAACAUCUACUCUUUUGCUCCUCUGGAGCACUGCAGGAGCAGCUUUGGCUUCUCCGUACCCGCUUCCCGACUCGCAAGUAGUCUUCGCCGCGGAUCACGAGGUCCCGAAUACACAGGGCAAACACGUCGUGGACGAGGCCAUACUCUCGGCGCUGAACGCUCAUUCUGACCCAGUCGCUGCAAUGGUGUCUCUACGUCCCGAAACUGCAGCUUUUCUAGCUGAACCUCGUCUCUUGCACAUUCGGGGCGAAGAGAAGGCGGAAUGGAUGACCGAAGGCGACAAGCUGCGCCUCCGCCAACGCGGAAAGAAGUUCAUGGACAUUACCGAGCAUCAGGACUUCUACGCAGAGCAGGCGAUGGCUUCGUUUGCUGGGGAUCCUAAUCUUCCCAAGCUGUCCCAUAAAGGUCUCGUCAAGCCGCUGUUCUCUCAAAUCGAGACGGAACGAAUGCACGAUAUCCUGCAGCACAUGACCUCCUACUACAAUCGAUACUACGGUGAUUAUCACGGCGAGAUGAGCUCCGAAUGGCUGCACGACUACAUUGCUGCGAUCAUCUCCAAAUCGCCUUUCCGCACCCACAUCUCUCUCGAAUACUUCACCCAUCCUUUCCGCCAAUCUUCAAUUAUUGCACGCUUCGAGCCUAAAGUUCGCAGCUUCUCCCAACCUUUGACCAUCAUUGGUGCGCACCAAGAUUCGGCCAAUUAUCUUUUUCCCCUGCUGCCCGCCCCUGGCGCUGACGAUGACUGUUCCGGCACUGUCAGUAUCCUCGAGGCCUUCCGCGUUCUGGCGGAGAAUGGCUACACGCCCAAGGACGGGCCUGUUGAAUUCCAUUGGUAUGCGGCUGAAGAGGCCGGGCUACUGGGCAGCCAAGCCAUCGCGCGGUACAAGAAGGAGCAGGGCGCUAAAAUUGAUGCCAUGAUGGAGUUUGAUAUGACGGCUUUUAUUGCCCGUAACGCCACCGAGACCAUCGGGUUUGUUGCAACCCAAGCCGAUGCAGCGCUCACAAACUGGGCCCUCAACCUCAGUCGAGAAUACAUCUCCAUUCCGGCGGAAGUCUAUGAACUUGGCCCCAACGCUGGAUCCGACUACAUGUCAUACACUAAGCUCAACUACCCCGCUGCCUUUGCAUCCGAAGGCAACCCGCUCGCUGGGGGCUCUUUCCCGGGUGAAAUGGACCCCUACGUACACGGCAUCAAGGAUAGGAUGGACGUUGACGAUGAAACGGGCGUCUUCUCUAUCGAACACAUGGCUCGGUUCUCCGAGUUGGCUAUCGCAUUUGUUGUCGAGCAGGCUGGGUGGGAUAAUACAUGGCGGUAG
Messenger RNA from Aspergillus niger, 1320 nucleotides. RefSeq lists its product as uncharacterized. Gene Ontology annotation, molecular function: metalloexopeptidase activity. Bases 1 to 1320 code for a protein of 439 amino acids. The record is from RefSeq and is a predicted model, not a curated record. Lineage: Eukaryota; Fungi; Ascomycota; Eurotiomycetes; Eurotiales; Aspergillaceae. The transcript is spliced from 6 exons. Gene Ontology annotation, biological process: proteolysis.